This is a messenger RNA of Anolis carolinensis (green anole), 1816 nucleotides long. RefSeq names its product cyclin E1 (gene ccne1). The coding region runs from base 190 to 1386 and encodes 398 amino acids. NCBI's taxonomy places the organism in Eukaryota, Metazoa, Chordata, Lepidosauria, Squamata, Anolidae. Gene Ontology annotation, cellular component: nucleus; cyclin E1-CDK2 complex; cytoplasm. Gene Ontology annotation, molecular function: cyclin-dependent protein serine/threonine kinase regulator activity. The record is from RefSeq and is a predicted model, not a curated record. Gene Ontology annotation, biological process: G1/S transition of mitotic cell cycle; regulation of cyclin-dependent protein serine/threonine kinase activity. The transcript has 12 exons.
GGGGUUUCCCAGGGGGGCCUCCAGGGGCACCCGGGGAGGGAGCGAGGGGGCGGAGCUUGCCAUUGGCGCCUUGAAAUGCGGAAGGCCUGCAUUGAGGCAUUUUCUCAUUUCAAGGAUGGAGUAGGAGCCCUGCAAUGUGCAGGAGGCGAAGGUUUCUAUUCAGGCCUCUCUUGACCUUUGUAGGCCAACAUGCCCAGCGAAAGUGAUCACCAGGAUAAAAGUGCUGCUAUUCAUGAAGGAGGGGCUCCUGACUUUGCUGUUAGAUCCCGCAAACGAAAAGCUGAUGUUGUAAUAUUUUUACCAGAUCCAGAUGAAGAUGUUGCUGGAAUACAAAUGAUGAAGAAGAAGCAGAAUGAAUGUCAGCAGCCAUCUUCGAAUCUGCCCCAUACACUGAUCCCAACACCAGACAAAGAAGAGCUGAGGAGCCCCAAAUUCUCUUCCAUUCACAAAAGCCUUACUGCAGCUAGAGAUUCACCAUUGCCUGUUUUGGGCUGGGGAAAUAGAGAUGAAGUAUGGAAAAACAUGAUCAAAAAAGAGCAGACGUAUGUGAGAGACAAGCUAUAUAUGCAACGGCACCCACUCUUACAACCAAAAAUGCGGGUCAUUCUUCUAGACUGGCUAAUGGAGGUGUGUGAAGUCUACAAACUUCACAGGGAGACAUUUUAUUUGGCACAAGAUUUCUUUGACCGGUACAUGGCAACGCAUCAGAAUGUUGUAAAGACACUUCUACAACUAAUUGGCAUUUCAUCCUUAUUUAUAGCUGCAAAACGUGAGGAGAUCUAUCCUCCGAAACUGUGUCAGUUUGCAUACGUUACAGAUGGAGCUUGCACAGAAGAAGAAAUUCUUAAUAUGGAACUCCUCAUAAUGAAGGCCCUCGACUGGCAUUUGAGCCCCCUCACCGUUGUGUCCUGGCUCAACAUAUACUUGCAAAUCGCAUAUCUAAAUGAGAUCUACGAGAUGCUGCUUCCGCAUUAUCCACAGCAGAUAUUUGUGCAAAUAGCCAUGCUUUUGGAUCUCUGUGUCCUGGAUAUUGGCUGUCUGGGAUAUACAUAUAGCGUUCUAGCUGCUUCUGCUUUAUAUCAUUUUUCCUCUUGUGAGCUGAUGCAGAGGGUUUCAGGUUAUGAAUUUUCUGACAUAGAGGACUGUGUGAAAUGGAUGGUUCCCUUUGCUAUGGUUAUCAAGGAAGUCGGAAGCACAACGAUGAAGCAGUUCAGAGGAGUUCCUGCAGAAGAUCUGCACAAUAUACAGACGCACAUAAACACUUUUGAUUUGCUGGACAAAGUUGAAUCCAAACAGGCCUCUUUGGCUGAGAAGAGCAGGCAUUCCCCUUUGCCCCCUGGAAUCCUCACCCCUCCUCAGAGUAGUAAGAAAUUGCCUCAGUUGUGACUGAGGUCUCUUGGCUUAAAGUGCCUUCUUAGUUAUUUCUCCACCACAAAAUGCUGCCAGUGAUUGACUGAACGUCUAUGAAAUUCUACAAUGGAAACUGUUUUUGUUUUAUUUUUAUGGAAGAAAUGUAUAUCAUGGAGACUAUUUUUAUGGGAUGCUUAUUUUUAAAUGAACUGCUUGAGUACACCAGCCACCCCAAACAACAGGCAUUUGCUUGGAUCGCUGCUAAGGAGGGUGAUACUCAAUGUGUUGAUUCUCAGAAGGGAGAAGGGCUUGUGCCCUUGGCUCUUCUGGACCACUUUGGAUAUUCUACUUUGCUGCGGGAGAUGAACCUCUUCUUAGUUUACAACUUGACCUUUUUUUAAAAAAACACUUCGUAUGAAUGCUCUUACAUGUCUUUAAUUUUUGAAUAAAGUGCUUUUUGUGUGUA